Molecule: messenger RNA, 468 nt
Organism: Prorocentrum cordatum
Lineage: Eukaryota; Dinophyceae; Prorocentrales; Prorocentraceae
Source: the annotation of a GenBank genome assembly
AUGGCGGCGAGGCUCAGAGGGGCGCUGGCGGCUCCGGUGGCGGCCUCGCUCGUUGAGGCUGCCGUGCGCGCCGCGGUGCUCGCGCGAGCUUUUCGCGGGGCAGUCGCCGCUGUGGCGCGAUCUGCUGUCGCUGCUGCUGCGUUCGCGGCCUCGCCAGCUGAUGGCGCCGCCGGCGGAGACGCUGGCACCUUCGAGGAGCGCUGCCAGUGGGUGCACGCCAUGGGCGAGGCGAAGACGGCGAGGCGGCGCCGCCGCCGUCUGCGGCUCGCGGGGCGGCGUCGGGCUGAUGGCGCCGAAGCUGGAUCUGGAGUUGCACGCGAUGCUGAGCCUGGUCAGGGGGGCGACGCCAGGGCCGACAGCCUCCCUCCCCGUGUCGUGCCGAGGAGGCGGAGGCGUCGGCGUUUCCGCAUGUGUCUAUUGCCUUCACCAGGGGCACGAAUCCGUGCUUUCUACGUCUGUGUCCAUUGA